CAGUUCUCCUGAAUGUAUACAAGUACUCUACCUGGACUAAAAUUGCUAGAUAGAAAGGUAGUUCUCCACAUGGCUUCAGAAGGAGUGACCGUUACAGUCCGCCUCAUCCGCUCAUUUGAGCAUCGAAACUUCAAGUCUGUAGUUUAUCACAAAGUUAACUUGGACCAAACUGUAAAGGAAUUUAUAGUGUUUCUUAAAAAAGAUGUCCCUUUAAGGACCAGCCUGCCUCCACCAUUAAGAAGUUAUAAGUAUGAUAAACUGAAGAUUAUUCAUCAAGCACAUAAAUCAAAGACGAAUGAACUUGUAUUGAGUUUGGAGGAUGAUGACAAACUACUGUUAAAAGAAGAUAGCACCCUAAAAGCUGCUGGAAUCGCCAAUGAAACUGAAAUUGCAUUCUUCUGUGAAGAAGAUUACAGAAACUACAAAGCUAAUCCCAUUUCAUCCUGGUGAAAACCUCACAGGCUUCCCUUUUGCAUACCUGUAUUAAGCUCUUUAUUCCACCUGUGAGUUUUUGAAAUUGACAAAUAAAUUUACAAAAUUAAUCCCAGA
Messenger RNA from Suncus etruscus (white-toothed pygmy shrew), 549 nucleotides. It is a transcript of the gene C5H2orf76, whose product is annotated as chromosome 5 C2orf76 homolog. The coding region runs from base 13 to 450 and encodes 145 amino acids. The transcript has 6 exons. The record is from RefSeq and is a predicted model, not a curated record. Lineage: Eukaryota; Metazoa; Chordata; Mammalia; Eulipotyphla; Soricidae.